Coniosporium apollinis CBS 100218 is the source of this 1158-nucleotide messenger RNA. Its product is annotated as DNA-directed RNA Polymerase III subunit C5. Lineage: Eukaryota; Fungi; Ascomycota; Dothideomycetes. Gene Ontology annotation, biological process: DNA-templated transcription. Gene Ontology annotation, molecular function: protein dimerization activity; DNA binding. The record is from RefSeq and is a predicted model, not a curated record. Bases 1 to 1158 code for a protein of 385 amino acids. Gene Ontology annotation, cellular component: RNA polymerase I complex; RNA polymerase III complex. The transcript is spliced from 2 exons.
AUGCCGGGCUUCAACGCAAAUCAGCCUGUUAAUGUUGUGCCUCCGUCCGCGGAGGAGCUGGAGAGGCGGAGAAUGGUCGGCAUCAACGCCGAAACCGUCACCGCCGUAACCUCGACCGACUUCCCGCACCACUACCCCUACGAAGACCACUCCUGGAACCUCUCCAAAUUCGCCGACAACCUGAAAAUCCAAUUCCACACCAACGCGCAACAUGAUGCAUCAUUCUCCCUCAUCGGUGUCGACGCCUCCAUCGCCAACGCCUUCCGCCGCAUCCUGAUCGCCGAGAUCCCCACCCUCGCCAUCGAAACCGCCUACGUCUUCAACAACACCUCCGUGAUCCAAGACGAGGUCCUCGCCGCGCGGCUGGGGCUCGUCCCGCUGAAAGGCAGCAAAGCCGGGCUGAACUGGCUGCGCUGGUACAAGAAGCCGACGGAAGAUGAGCCUGAGGCGUCCGUACCCAGUGACUACAACACCGUCGUGCUAGGCCUAGAUGUCGAGUGCACCUGGCAUGAGAAAGGCAAGGAGCGCGCCAAGCGCGGCGAGACGGAUCCGAAGCGGCUGUAUGUCAACUCGAGCGUCUAUGCGCACCAACUGGAGUUCCAGCCUACGGGCCAGCAGGUGCAGUAUUUCAAGGACGAGCCGAUUGUGCCGGUGAACCCGGAUAUCUUGCUCGCGAAGAUGCGGCCGGGCCAGGAGAUCAAGAUCGAGAUGCAUUGCGUUAAGGGAUUGGGAGGUGAUCAUGCGAAGUUCUCGCCUGUGGCGACGGCGUCGUAUCGGCUGUUGCCUACCAUCAAUAUCACCUCGCCGAUAGUUGGGGCUGACGCGAGGAAGUUCGCGCGCUGCUUUCCGAAGGGUGUGAUCGGGCUUGAGCCUGUCACAGCUGAGGAAGCGAGCACAGCCAACAGCGGAUACGAAGGCCAUGAGGGAGAGGUCAAAGCGGUAGUGAAGGAUCCUAUGAAGGACACAGUCUCGCGAGAGUGCCUCAGACACGAGGAGUUCAAGAACAAAGUCAAGCUGGGACGAGUAAGGGAUCACUUCAUCUUCAGGAUUGAGAGUACAGGACAGUGGGAUAGCGAUGAGCUGUUCCUGGAGAGUGUCAAGGUGCUGAAGCUGAAAUGCCAGAGGAUGAGGAGAGGACUGGAUGAGAUCAUGAGGUAG